Molecule: messenger RNA, 1502 nt
Organism: Lucilia sericata (common green bottle fly)
Lineage: Eukaryota; Metazoa; Arthropoda; Insecta; Diptera; Calliphoridae
Product: xaa-Pro dipeptidase-like
Exons: 1
Coding region: 33-1472 (479 amino acids)
Molecular function (GO): metalloaminopeptidase activity; manganese ion binding
Source: RefSeq, a predicted model, not a curated record
UAUAUUUUAAUAAUCCUUUGUAACAGCUUAACAUGGCCACUUUUCAAAUGGGACCCGAAACUCAUGCCGUACCCAUGGCUUUGUUUCGUAAAAAUCGCGAGAAGGUAUGUAACGCUUUAAGAGAAAGCAAGGCAGUGGAAAAGGGAUCCUUUGUUUUGUUGGAAGGUGGCAAAGAUGUCAGUUUCAAUGAUACCGAUAUCAACUACAAUUUCCGUCAAGAAUCCUAUUUCCAAUAUUUGUUUGGUGUCAAGGAACCCGAUUGUUAUGGUGUUUUAAAUGUAGAGAGUGGUGAGUCUGUUUUAUUUGUACCCCGUCUUCCCGAGGAAUAUGCCACCUGGAUGGGUCGUCUAUUAAGUUUGGAGGAAUUCAAAGCCAUGUAUGAAGUUGAUCGUGUUUUGUAUGCCGAUGAAUUGAAUGCUUUCUUUGAAAAGGCUGCUCCCAAAUUGAUUUUAACUUUGAGCGGUUUAAAUACCGAUAGUGGUUUACGCUCCAAGCCUGCCUCCUUCGAGGGUAUUGAGAAAUUUGUGGUCAAUUGUGAUAUUUUACAUCCCAUUAUUGCCGAGUGCCGUGUUCUCAAGUCACCCGAGGAAAUUGAAGUUUUACGUUAUGUGGCCAAGGUCUCUUCAGAUGCUCACAUUAAAGUCAUGAAAUUUAUGCGUCCUGGUCGCAGUGAAUAUGAAGGCGAAUCUUUAUUCUUACAUCAUUCCUACUCGGUUGGUGGUUGCCGCCAUGCCUCCUACACUUGCAUCUGUGGUAGUGGUGUUAAUUCAGCUGUUUUGCAUUAUGGUCAUGCUGCUGCUCCCAAUGACAAAGCUGUUAAGGAUGGUGAUAUGUGUCUCUUCGAUAUGGGCGCCAAUUAUUGUGGCUAUGCUGCCGAUAUCACUUGCAGUUUCCCAGCCAAUGGCAAAUUCAAUGAAGAUCAAAAAUUCAUUUACAAUGCCGUCUUGGCUGCCCGUAAUGCUGUUCUAAAAGAAGCCAAAGAUGGUGUUUCCUGGGUAGAUAUGCAUCGUUUGUCUUGCCGUGUUUUGUUGGAACAUCUCAAGGCUGGUGGCAUGUUGCAGGGUGAUGUAGAUGAAAUGUUGGCUGCCGGUUUGGCUGGCACAUUCCAACCUCAUGGUUUGGGUCAUCUUAUUGGUCUCGAUGUCCAUGAUGUAGGUGGCUAUUUGCCCGACCAACCAGCACGCCCCACUGAAUCCUGGAUUAGUAAGUUGCGUUUUGCACGUACACUUAAGGAUGGCAUGUAUGUUACCGUUGAACCCGGCUGUUACUUUGUCGACAUUUUGAUGGACAAAGCUUUGGCUGAUCCUAAACUUAAUAAAUUCAUUGUCAAAGAAGUCUUUGAACGUUUCCGUAACUUUGGCGGUGUACGCAUAGAAGAUGAUGUUCUCAUUACCAAGAAUGGCAAUGAAAAUUUCGCCAUUGUGCCACGUACCGUUGAAGAAAUUGAAAAGUGUAUGGCUGAACGCGAUUGAAAAGGAGCAGGAAAUUUCUACUUCCAAAAA